Apaloderma vittatum (bar-tailed trogon) is the source of this 2911-nucleotide messenger RNA. It is a transcript of the gene BIVM, whose product is annotated as basic, immunoglobulin-like variable motif containing. Gene Ontology annotation, biological process: nucleotide-excision repair. Gene Ontology annotation, cellular component: nucleus. Lineage: Eukaryota; Metazoa; Chordata; Aves; Trogoniformes; Trogonidae. The transcript has 10 exons. The record is from RefSeq and is a predicted model, not a curated record. The coding region runs from base 117 to 1691 and encodes 524 amino acids. Gene Ontology annotation, molecular function: single-stranded DNA binding; DNA endonuclease activity.
CAGGUACCUCGUUGAUACCUUGCAGAGGAAAUGGAGGCAAUGAUGCAAACUCUGUUGUAAUUAAAACAUAAAGAAAAAAUAUUCUUAGCUGUACAGUACUCGUUCAGUAUCAUUCAAUGCCUAACAUUUCAGAAGAUGAAAAGGAGAAUGGUUCUGGAAGUAAUGGAAACACUGAAAACAAACCUGGGAAAGAAUCCCCAGAAGCUUCUCUUCACGAUCCCGUGAAGCCAUACUGCAUGUCAGAUGCCUCCACUGCAUCCCUGGUGUCUAGAAGAGAUGGGCAUUAUCCAUGGGGAUGUCCUGUGACUCACACGCGAGAGAAAUUUUAUACCAUCUGCUCAGACUAUGCUUUUUUAAACAGAGUGACAUCUAUUUGUAAAAGUCCAAGUGCUUCAGUUAGUGCCUGCCUGUCAGGCAGUGCUGCCUUAAACGUUGGAAAUAACACACCCAGCUUACUCGAUUCAAAGGUAAUCUACAGGGAAGACGCUAACUUGGAAAGCUUGCCUGGUGAUCUUGGAAAGCUUCCACUGGCAUGGGAAAUCGACAAAUCAGAGUUCAAUGGAGUGACUACAAAUCUGAAGAACAAAGGAGGCAACAUGAAGAAACAAGUGACAAAAAAAAAAUCUGUAGACAAAAAAAGCAAACAGUACAGGGAGUGUCCUCAGCGUUCUGCUCUUGAAGAUGUGAAGGAGAGGAAAGUGUUGGACCUCCGGAGAUGGUAUUGUGUUAGCCGACCUCAAUAUAAGACUUCCUGUGGAAUUUCGUCCUUAGUGUCCUGCUGGAAUUUCUUAUAUAGUACACUGGGAGCUGGAAGUUUGCCACCCAUUACUCAAGAAGAAGCUUUGCAUAUACUGGGCUUUCAACCCCCGUUUGAGGAGAUUAGGUUUGGUCCUUUCACUGGAAAUACAACUUUAAUGAGAUGGUUUAGGCAAAUAAAUGAUCACUUCCAUAUCAAGGGAUGCUCCUAUGUUCUGUAUAAACCUCACGGGAAGAACAAGACAGCUGGAGAAACUGCUGCAGGGGCCCUUGCAAAGCUAACACGUGGACUGAAAGAUGAAUCAAUGGCCUACAUCUACCAUUGCCAAAACCAUUACUUUUGCCCAAUUGGAUUUGAAGCAACCCCAGUAAAAGCCAGUAAAGCCUAUAGGUUGCUGGAUUUGGACUCGGGAGACCUGGGUUCAGUUCCCAGUUCAACCACAGACCUCAAGUGUGAUUUUAGAGGUCGUGUCUUACAGCAAGAAGUAGAAUAUUGGAUCUUGAUUGGAGAGCCGAGCAGAAAACAUCCAACAAUACACUGUAAGAGGUGGGCAGAUAUUGUCACUGACCUAAACACCCAAAAUCCAGAAUAUCUAGAUAUUCGACACCUAGAGAGAGGAUUACAGCAUCGAAAAACAAAGAAGGUUGGAGGAAAUCUUCAUUGCAUCAUUGCCUUCCAGAGACUUAACUGGCAAAGAUUUGGUCCUUGGAACUUUCCAUUUGGAAAUGUUAGACAGAAUAAACAAUCCCAAACACAAGGACAAGGAAUUUCCAAAUCUGAGAGUGAAGACAAUAUCUCAAAGAAACAACAUGGACGACUGGGUCGAUCUUUCAGUGCUGGCUUUCAUCAAGAAUCUACAUGGAAGAAAUCUAAUCUUCGUGAGAGGAGGAACAGUGGGUAUCAGAGUUACAAUGAUUAUGAUGGAAAUGAUUAAAAUUAACUUCAGCUAAUAGAGUUGAUACAUUAAAGUUAGUUUUAAUCAAGACAUAUUAGGGAUCUAUUAGUCCUAGAAUACAUAUGAAUAGAAAUUACGGUAUAAGACACAGCUUCAUAAUUAUUAAAUAAAUGAUGAUAUGGUUGCAGUGGAUGAGAGCUGAUGCAUAAACUGAUAGAUAAGCACAGAUUAUUGUACUUUCGCAAUCAAAAGUAAAUAAUGACAGGAAAGUCAGUAAUUUCUUUUGAAAUAAUUGUACUAUGUCCUGAUCAGUGAAAACAAAGGAGCAAUUUAAAUUAGUCAAUGUGAUAAACAGAUUUUAUUGAAAACACUUAGUAUUUACAAGCAUGAAAAUGUAUGAUAUGACUUUAUAAAAAGGGUUAUUCUGUGAAUGGUGUAAGGAUAAAAGUAAACAUUGCCUUCCUUUUUAACACUCCAUUUUAUUAAGGCUGUUCAUAUCCAGCGAAAAGGAAAAAAAACCACAUAGGUUAGAAAACCUUGUUGGAUUUACAAAGUGAAUGUACAUUCUCCGUUUGGUUCCUGGUAGACUUCUAUCAGUCUGAUAAUCGUAUAUUGUCAAGCAGGUCUCAGUUUCCUUUCCCUUAGCUGGAUGCCUGGUUUAGACUGAGAGGAAUUGCCUGUGGCAGGAAGGUGUGAGGACAGACCAUCUUUAUUGCUUUUGCUCUGGUGGUACUGUGGCUGAACUCCUUCUUAUCCUGGAGUCUCUUCAGAGCACAGAUUUGCUUAACACAAGCUUGUGAAAAUGAGCAUUAAAAAGCUGCAUUUACUAUUAGCCAAAUGAGCUAGCUGAACACCGCGUUCUGUUGGCAGUUGUUUUCCUUGUUCAGUCUGAAAACCUCUAUCAUUUUUCCACUGCUCUUUUCGUUUUGUGUGAAAGGGAUGCAAGUGCCGAAAACUGCUGGCAGCCCUGAUGAUACUAUAUACCUCUCAGCCAGCAAACAAUUCAAGCUUUUUCAGGUGUCUGUGUGAAGUUUUUCUUUUCUUUUUCCUUCCCUAAUUUGAAAUUGAUCCAGUUGUUGCCUAAACACAUCUCAACAGUUGUAACUUUCUGUGUACAAAAUGUUCAUACCUCCUCAAAGUUAAUUUUGUGACAUAAAAGAUUUGUCAUGGAAUGCAGGGGUUUUGUAGGUUGCUGCUUUUGUUAACCAAAAAUGGGAGACUUUUAGACUUUUGUUCAUUCAAUAAAUAAAAUUUGUUUU